UUAAAUGCCCCCCCGGCCGAGUGCCAACCACUGACGCUUCGUCGAGCGGAAGAGGAAGGGAAGAAGAAGAAGAAGAAGAAGAGAGGCCAACGUCCUGUUAGUGGUUAGCUGCUGCUGUUGCUGCUGCUCAGUAGAGUUGGAGUUUCUCCCCUCACGGCUAUGAUUGACAGAGUCAGCAGAGGUUUACACGGGCAUGUCAGCACACUCGCGCGGUUGUUAUCUUAACAGACAAAUCAGCAGCAUGGCGAGUCAAGAAAGAGCCCAGAGCUGCCGCCGGUCGCCUACAAGAACGAGAACACCGUGUAUCGGAGUGUUGAGGAUGUUAUUUAUUGCUUUUAUUCACACGACGCGGGCAAAUAAACAAGCAUUCAUUCAGUCAGACACAAUUCUAGAGGUCCUUCAUUUUGGUGAGGGAAGCCUUUUACAGGCAGAGUCUGACAUCGAUUUCAGUUUAUAUCAUCAACAAAGCACAUCCCCACACCGCGGGAACUGCCGACCUAUACGAUUCGAACCUCCGAUGUUGGACUUUCACGAACAGCCUGUCGGAAUGCCAAAAAUGGAGAAAGUUUAUUUACAUAAUCCUAGCUCAGAAGAAAUUAGUUUGAUAUCAAUAUCAGCAACAACAGCACAUUUUCAUGCCUCCUUUUUCCAAAAUAGGAUAAUUCCACCAGGAGGAAACACAUCGUUCGAUGUGGUGUUUCUUGCUCGUGUAGUUGGGAAUGUAGAAAACACUUUAUUUAUUAAUACGUCACAUCAUGGAGUGUUUACAUACCAGGUUUUCGGGGUCGGCGUCCCAAACCCCUACAGACUGCGGCCCUUCAUCGGGGCCCGAGUCCCAGUAAAUAGCAGCUUCUCCCCUCUAAUAAACAUCCACAACCCUUACAGCGAACCACUGCAGGUUGUGGAGAUGUACUCCAGUGGUGGGGAUCUGCAUUUAGAGCUCCCCACGGGCCAACAGGGAGGCACUGGGAAAUUAUGGGAGAUCCCUCCGUUCGAGACGAAGGGGGUGAUGAGAGCCAGCUUCUCCUCGAGAGACGCAGACAACCACACGGCCUUCAUCAGAAUCAAAACCAACGCUCCCAACGAGGAUCAGUUCAUCAUCCUCCCUGUGGAGGUGGAGGUCACAUCCGCCCCUGGUAUAUACUCCUCUACAGAGAUGCUUGACUUUGGUACACUUCGAUCACAAGAUCGGCCAAAGCUGCUGAAUUUGCAUCUUUUAAAUUCAGGAGCAAAAGACGUUCCAGUCACAAGUGUGCGCUCGACACCAGCGAACGAAGCUGUUACAAUAGACUUCAAAGCAGUUACUCUCAAAGCUGGAGAGAGUAGAUAUACCAAAGUAGCAAGUAUUAGUUUUGAUGCCUCAAAAGCCAGAAGACCAUAUCAGUUCUCUGGUAAAAUAACAGUUAAAGCAAAAGAGAAGAGUUACUCGAAGCUUGAAAUCCCAUACCAGGCAGAGGUUUUAGAUGGCUACCUGGGCUUUGACCACACAGCUACUUUGUUCCACAUCAGGGACAGCCCUGUGGACCCAGUUGAGAGGCCCAUUUUUCUCACAAACUCCUUCAGCUUCGCAAUCCGGAUACACAAUGUGACGCUGCCCGAAGAGGCCAAAACUAUGUUCAAUGUGCAGAACUUCAGCAUGCCGAUCCUCAUCCCUCCCCACGAGUCCCGUUACAUCUUCUCCCUCCUUUUUAGGGCAGUCCGACCAUCCAUUCACAUAGACAGCAAUAUAUUGCUCCUCACAAAUGCAUCAAAGUUUCACCUGCCUGUUCGGGCAUACACAGGAUUCUUACAGCCCCUGGUAUUGCCCCCCAGUCUAAAGGAGAACCUUUUGGACUUUGGUGUCCGCAGCGCAACGGACACCAGUAGCAUCAUAUUUGUGGUGGUCAACAGUAACCCCAUAGAGCUUGAGAUAAAGUCCUGGCUUCUCACAGGAGACAGUCUCUCCAUGGAGCUGUUAAAGACAGAGAAAGGAAACGCAACAAUCGCCCUCAGCCACCUGCACGAGCUGCAGGACACGUCGGCAUUGCAUCACAAAACGGUAAUAUUGGCAUCGGGCUACUACGCGGCGUUCAGGGUGACAUUAGUGGCCCAGGCCCUGGAGGGCACAUACGAUGGAGCCAUACACCUUACAACAGAUUAUGAGAUAUUAACCAUCCCCGUGAAAGCUGUGAUUGCGGUGGGAAUUUUAAACAGCUCCCCCAAACACAUUGUUUUGCCACCUUCGUUUCCAGGAAAAGUUGUUCAUCAAAGCUUCAGCAUCCAGAGCUCUUUCACACAGAAAGUAAGGCUGCAGCAGAUCCGCUCCCUGACGGAGGACAUUCGCUUUUACUACAAGCGACUGCGCAAUAACAAAGAUGAGCUGGAGCCCAGACGAAAAUCAAAGGUGGCAAAUAUUUAUUUUGACGCCGGCUUGCAGUGUGGUGAUCACUGUUAUGUGGGCCUGCCAUUUGUGCUUAAAUUUGAAUCCAAACCCCAUGGACUCGCUUUACAGGAGGACAUCUGGGAUGCUGAUGUAGACUUACAUGAAAAGCUCCUCAGACGAUGGAAGGAGCUUAAAGAGCAGUCGGGACACAAAAUCGAAGCUGUCUUUGAAGUAAACACCGACCUCCAGAAAAACGUGCAAGCUAAAAUAACAGCACAUUUGACGUGGCCUUCACUCGUCAACUCUUCACAGCACAUUACAUUUCCCCUGACCAACACAAACAGCUCCUCUGAGGAAGAGGUGAUUCUGCAGAACCCUGCAGACGUCCCUGUCUAUGUCCAGGUUCUCCCCUUGGCGCUGCUACCCAACCCCUCUGUGUUUUCUGGAAAACUGGCAGACAGGCUGCCGUUAGGAAAUUUGUCCAAUAUCAACAUUGAUACCAACACCUUUGAAUUCCAGGUCCACAGAAAUCAAACCUCUCUAAUUAGGACCAGUACAGGGUUUGUCGAGGGCUCAACUAGACCCUUUGUGUACAACCUCCUCCUCCUGCCCGGAGAGGUCAAGACUUUCAGCGUGAGGUUCACUCCUCUCGGAAACCGCAGCGUCUCCUCCCUCCUGAUAGUCAGGAAUAACCUGACUGUGAUCGACACCAUCGUGCUUCAUGGACAAGGUACAACGGAGAGCCUGAAAGUUGCAGGAAAGCCCCCAGGACUGGGCAGCUCGCUGAGGUUUAAGAUGACUGAAGCCCUGCUAAAAGACUGCACAGAGAAAAUAAAAAUCAAAGAGCCAAACUUCACUCUCAAACGGACCUUCAGGGUAGAGAACACUGGGCUGCUCCCCAUCACCAUCAGGUCGGCAGUAAUCAACGGGCAAGCUUGUGAAGGAUAUGGAUUCAAAGUUCUCAACUGUCAAGAGUUUGCACUGAAGCCAAACGCUUCAAAAGACCUCAUCAUACUGUUUACACCCGACUUCACCUCAUCCAGAGUUAUCCGGGAGCUCAAGCUGGUGACACAUGGGGGCUCGGAGUUUGUGUUCGUCCUGAACGCGUCGCUGCCCUACCAUAUGCUGGCCUCAUGCGCAGAGACCCUACCCAGACCAAGCUGGGAGCUGGAGCUCUACAUCAUAGUGUCGGUCAUCAUGAGCUCCAUGUUUUUGCUGGUGAUUGCCACCGCCUACCUGGAGGCGCAGAGCAUAUGGGAGCCUUUCAAAAGACGCGUGUCAGUAGAGUCCAACUCCAGUUUGGAGACCGGGAGGCCCUUUAACCUCAGGGAUAUUGUGCAAAUUCACAGUGAUUCAAAGCUGAACGACUACAGCGAGCCGGCCCAGAGCUCCAGAGGACUUUACGCAUCCAGCAACGGCACGGCGCGAGGCGGAGGCCGGCAGGGCGGCAGCCGCACCCUGUCGGACUCGGACGGCCAAGACAAGAGGAGCAGGGUCCCGUUCAACCGCCCAUCUAUGCAAGCUGCUUCCUCUCAGCCGGCCAAGGGAAGUUCAUCACCGGGCCAAGAGGCUCCACCAGCCUCCUGCCAGCUCACAAACAGGAAGUCCCGGAGCACCAAACAGCUGGAACAAAGUUCCAGUCUACAGGGGCCAUCGCCGGCUAACCGAGGCCUGUGCCCCGAGGAUCCAGAUUACGCCAACCUGAUAGGAGCCAUGGACAACGACCUAGAGCGUCCAGAGUCGCUUAGUGCCGACGCUCUGCCAGAGCAGAGCUCCCAGUCCAUACAAAACAAAGUGUUCGAUUCCAAAGCGAAGCUGCGGACGAAAACAAAAACCCAGAGGAAGAAGGAGGAAAAAGAGAAGAAAUCCACGGCGAAGACUCAGGGAGACGAGCUCAAAGAGAACCUGGCCGACAACGACGACAGCUCCUCCACCACCACAGAGACGUCCAACCCGGACAUGGAGACCAACGUAAAAGAGGAACCGGUCAAAAAGAAAGAGAGGACGGUGCUUCCCGGAAAGGUGAAAGAGGAAGCUUCCACUUUCCAGAUCAAACCCAAAACAAAGAAAAGAGAAGAGAAGAAGAAAGAGAACCUCACCGAGAAGUCCAGUUCUCUGGAGCUGCCAUACGUACCGCAGGAGAACAAACAGAGGAUAAGCUUUGUGUCCAAAGCUUUUCCGCCCUCCCUAAGCAGCAUCCCCCAGGCGAGGCCCCUGCAGAAACCCAGAUCAGACAGCAAGCUGGCCAAACUGUUGUCCAGCUCCUCGGCGCCAGAGCCCGGCCACAGCAGCAGCUCGGAGGGCGAGAAGGAGUGCGCGUCCCCCGAGUGGGACGUACCGCUUUCCAAAAACAGCGUUCAGGAAGAUAGCCUUCAGCAGAUUGCCCUCCAGACCUUAAACGCAGAUCGUUUCCUGAAGAGAUCGGCCACAGCCCGGACUUACUCCCCUCCCCCGACCUCCCCCAGCCUUCUGUCCCGGGGCUCCUACAGCAGCGUGCUCAACAGUAACAGUGAGAUCAACCAGAAAAAGGCCCCGGGUAACAAACUGUCCUCGGGGACCCCCCUCCCGGGUAAAAACGGCAACCCCACCUUUGCGGCCGUGGCUGCAGGCUACGACAAAAGCCCAGGCGGAUCCGGUUCAGCUAAAACGGACAACCAAAGCAAGACCCUGCCACACAUGACGUCCGUGGAGAGUGACAGCUCUGACAGCUCUGGAUUGUGGAGUCCAGUGGACAUAGCCCAUAGUCCAAACUACAAUUCUGCCAACUCCUUCUCAGCUUUUGGGCCAAACAACACUUUCAACCUUACAACAGUUUUCGGUGGAAUCAAGUCGUCGGCGCCUCAGUCCAGCUGGCCUGAGUUCACCCCGGCCCCCCCCUCCAUCUGGGAGACGCCUACCAGUGACCCCCUGCACUCCUGGCCCAGCAGCUCCAGCUCACCCACCACCCCGACUGCGUCACUCUUAGGCAACAGCAGUAACGUCUGGUCAGCGGCCACGCCGUUCAGCAGUUCCAUCUGGUCGACCAGCGCGGAGCCCACCCUGCACCAGUUCUCCACCACGGCCAGCUCGUCGGCGCUGACCGACCUGGUCAGCAGCCCCGCCCCGCCGCCACCGCCAGCGCCCGUCUCCCCGGAGAUGGGCCGGACCUACAACCCCUGGAGCAUCUGGGGCCCCACCCUGACCAGGCGCAGCUCCAAGCCCUGGCCCAGUUCCUCCGACACCGGCAAUUAAACAGGAAAAAUAACAGCACUUAACAGAGGUCCUCCAAAUGCUAAGUAAAGAUUCUCCAACUAUCAGAAUCCCACCAGGAAGACAAAAAAAAAAAACAUAGAAGGGACAUCGCAUAGCUCAUCCGGCCUUCCUUUUAGACCUUUUUUUUUUAAAUUCAUGCGACCAGAAAUGCUAUAUUUUAUUUAAAUGUAUUUUAACAGGAUGCCCUAAAUUAAAAAAAAAUAAUUCAGGCGACCCCCAGCCAACGGCUUUCUUUUUUUUUUUUUUUUUUUCUCAAACUUUGGAAUCUGGCGCACGAUCUCCAAAGUUCAGUGUUAACGCCGGGACAGGCAUCUUGUUUUAAGCCGUGCGUCGCUUCAGUUCUUUUUGGUUUCUACCAAAAAGCUGCUUCGAAGUCUCGUUCACAUUCAUAUUAAGGAUCGCUGCAUUUGGCUUUUAAAUGCCAGCAGAGAUCUUUUUCAGAAUCUGACAAUUGGCUUUAUUUAUUCUUGUUUUUCCCCACACAAACAGCCCCAAAAAAAAUGAACUUUUAUGUUCCCUUUUUUUUGUUGUUGUUUUUGAAGGGGGGUGAUUACAAAAGCCUUACGUGUGGGAAUAAAUUUAUGAAAUCAUUGUGGGUAAAAAAAGAAAACAAACAACUAUCAAGCUUGAGUACACCUCUCUCGCCUCUAUUCGUCAGCAGAUUUAAAUAAAGAUUUUCAGCAGAA
Molecule: messenger RNA, 6300 nt
Organism: Menidia menidia (Atlantic silverside)
Lineage: Eukaryota; Metazoa; Chordata; Actinopteri; Atheriniformes; Atherinopsidae
Source: the annotation of a GenBank genome assembly